AUGUCAUCAAUCUCAAAAACGAAGAAGAACAUGGAGAACAAGUUCAUACUAGUGUACAAGAACAUUUUCCCGAAUAGAAAGCGUAUUAUAGGAAAAUAUGUGGAUAUUGGCGUGUUGUAUUCAGAGGCACGAUUAGAGAGAACUAUCAAAAUUGAAGGAAAUCAAGCGCUAGAGGCCGGUGUUUCCGCAGCACGAAUAAUUGCAUCAAACAACUUGGCAAUUGCCAAUCCCAACAAUCAGAGGGCAACUUAUGACAGUGAUCAGGAUUAUGACAACGAGGAAGAGGAUGUUAAUGAGGAUUCACAUGCCAGCAAUGGAUACAAUAUGGCGCAAGGAUUCAGAAAGUUUCAACGCGAAUCACAUCAAGUAGCUAAGUCACAAGGACUUUUCAUCAACGGAAAUCUUCAACAACUUCUGUAA
Molecule: messenger RNA, 420 nt
Organism: Phycomyces blakesleeanus NRRL 1555(-)
Lineage: Eukaryota; Fungi; Mucoromycota; Mucoromycetes; Mucorales; Phycomycetaceae
Exons: 2
Coding region: 1-420 (139 amino acids)
Source: RefSeq, a predicted model, not a curated record